Messenger RNA from Saccostrea echinata, 1902 nucleotides. RefSeq names its product phosphoglycerate kinase 1-like. Gene Ontology annotation, cellular component: cytosol. The record is from RefSeq and is a predicted model, not a curated record. The transcript is spliced from 12 exons. Gene Ontology annotation, molecular function: ADP binding; ATP binding; phosphoglycerate kinase activity. Gene Ontology annotation, biological process: glycolytic process; gluconeogenesis. Bases 84 to 1334 code for a protein of 416 amino acids. NCBI's taxonomy places the organism in Eukaryota, Metazoa, Mollusca, Bivalvia, Ostreida, Ostreidae.
UUUGGUUUACGAAGGAGAAAAAGUGGUUGAGAAAAAUAAAUUUAGCGACUGCUUCUUCAAACUUCGUGUAAAAGUGGUGUAAAAUGGCUCUGAACAAGUUGGCAAUUGAUCAGAUUGAUCUUAAAGGAAAGAGGGUACUUAUGAGGGUCGACUUCAAUGUUCCUCUGAAAGAAGGCAAAAUAACUAACACUCAGAGAAUUGUAGCAGCUUUAGACACAAUCAAGUAUGCACUGGAAAAGGGAGCUAAAUCUGUGGUUUUGAUGAGUCAUCUAGGCCGUCCUGAUGGAAAACGUUCAGAAAAAUACUCUCUACUGCCUGUUAAAGCAGAGCUGGAAAAACUGCUAGGAAAGUCAGUGGAGUUUCUAUCGGACUGUGUAGGACCUGAGGUGGAGGCAAAGUGUGCCGACCCCCCUGCUGGUUCUGUGAUUCUCCUAGAAAAUCUCCGCUUCCAUGUAGAGGAGGAAGGAAAAGGGGUCAACGAGGCAGGGGAAAAGGUCAAAGCCUCAAAAGAAGCUGUGGAAGCAUUCCGUCAGUCUCUAUCCAAACUAGGAGAUGUGUAUGUUAAUGAUGCAUUUGGAACUGCACACAGAGCCCAUAGUUCAAUGGUUGGGUGCCAGCUUGCACAGAGAGCAUCAGGAUUUUUGCUAAAGAAAGAAUUAACUUACUUUGCAAAGGCACUGGAAAACCCAGACAGGCCAUUCUUAGCCAUUUUAGGAGGGGCAAAGGUUGCAGACAAAAUUCAGCUGAUAGAAAACAUGUUGGAUAAAGUGAAUGAAAUGAUUAUAGGGGGUGGCAUGGCUUUUACUUUUUUGAAGGUUCUAAAUGAUAUGAAGAUUGGUAAUUCUCUUUAUGAUGAGGAGGGAUCAAAGAUCAUUAAGAACUUGAUGGAUAAAGCUGCCAAGAACAAUGUCACAAUCACCCUCCCCUCAGACUUUGUGACAGGGGAUAAAUUUGCUGAGGAUGCCACUGUUGGAUCCGCCACCGUAGAAUCAGGGAUCCCAGAUGGUAGUAUGGGAUUGGAUGUAGGUCCCCAGUCCAUAGCUAAAUUUAAGGAGGUCAUAGGCAGAGCCAAAACUAUUGUAUGGAAUGGACCUCCAGGUGUAUUUGAGUUUGAAAACUUUAAGAAAGGGACAGUGGCAGUGAUGGAUGCUGUAGUUGAAGCAACACAAAGAGGAGCCACAACAAUCAUUGGUGGUGGUGAUACCGCAACCUGUGCAGCUAAGUUUGGAACAGAGGACAAAGUCAGCCAUGUUUCUACAGGUGGUGGAGCAAGCUUAGAGUUGUUAGAGGGUAAAACACUCCCAGGUGUUGCUGCAUUAUCAGAUGCUGCUUAAAUCAGAUCUAUUUUAUAGAAAAAAAAUAGGAGGAUUUAACAAUCUUGGUACAGUAGACUCAUGUGUUUGUCAAUAAAAAUCAUGACUAUGUUUUGACAUUAAUAAUAUAGAUACAUGUAUAUUGUAAGAUUUAUGCCUUUUUUUAAAACUUGUAAUCCAAAAAUUGGUGAAAGACCAUAAAUGGUAUGUUUGGCAUAAAAAAAAGACUAUGCUUGUACCUUCAUGUUUUUAUGACUCAAAAUCUUGUUGGAAGGAGAAUAGAGGGUUGUACAUGUAUAAAAGGUAAAACUUUAUUAAUAUAUUAACACUUAUCCUUCAGCGUAUAGCAUAAUUGUUUCCGGUCUUUUUUUUCUUUGUUAUUUAUAUAUGCCCCUUACAGUGCUUUUUACAUGGAAUGGCAGUUAAUGAUUUUUUUUUCUUUCACAGUCUUAGUUAAAAAUUUUUAAUCUUAAAUACAAACAUGUAUGUAAUUUCAUCCUGAUAUUUCAUCUAUGAUGACUUCCAUGCAGCCAUAAUGCUUUCCAUGUACUGCUUUGUUUUGUUAAGGAAAUAAAAAUGAAACUGAUAA